CUAUCAAUCAAAUUGACGCACCACGCAACCGGAAGUCGGUUAAACGGAUUAUAUCUAGCUGUUAACAACAGCGUUUUGAAGUUCGCUAUCUUUGUUUUUGAAAACACUUGUUUUUUUACCAAACUAAAGUAAGGGAACAUGUCCGACAACGAAGGAGAUUUUGAUGAUGGAGACUUUGAUGACGCUGAAGAGGAUGAGGGAUUGGAUGACCUGGAAAACGUUGAAGAUGAGGACCAAGAGAAUGUGAAGAUCCUGCCUGCAGGGGAGGGGUCACAGGCCAACCAGAAGAGGAUCACAACCCAAUACAUGACCAAAUAUGAAAGGGCCAGGGUACUGGGGACACGCGCCCUCCAGAUAGCCAUGUGUGCCCCAGUCAUGGUGGAGCUGGAGGGAGAAACAGACCCUCUGCAAAUUGCCAUGAAAGAGCUAAAGUGCAGGAAGAUCCCCAUCAUCAUCCGGCGGUACCUUCCUGAUGGCAGUUAUGAGGAUUGGGGCUGUGACGAGCUCAUCAUCACAGACUGAGCCAGACCAAACCGGACUGGCAGGGCCAGACCGCCUCGCAACCCACUAGGCUGGUGUGAGUGCAAGCUUUUGUUCCAGCAAAGCAUUAACACACCUUAUUCAACUAGUCAGGGUCUAUUUAAGACAAAUAUUGUGUGGUACUGCGUGGCUGGAACUAAAGCCUGCAUACAUACUGGUCCUUUGCUAUAAAAUCACCUACCCCUGCACUGGGCCAACCAGCUCUACGGGCAACCUGCAGAGAAGUCCUCAAUUAAUAAGACUUUUUACAUUUUAGGCCUGUGACCUCUCCCACUGUAUCGCCAUUUAUUUUGAAAGCAUUGAAGCAUAUACAAUAUAUGAAGUGAAAGUAGGGCUUCUAAGAGCUAUGUACUUUUAUUACAGCUGUCAUUCACAAGGGAGAACUGUAACUCAUGUCUACAUUUACAUUGUGUUAGGUAAAAGUUUAAUUGUGUUUAUGAAUAGUUUUAUGACGGGGAAGAGCAGUUGCUGUGGAAGAGCUCUUUGUUUUAUUGUUGUGAUUAAAUUGUUUUGUAAGAAAGUACUUUUGUAUAAUUUCUUACCAACACAAUUGGCUUUUUGCAUGCAUGUGACUUUUUUAUAAGGUUUAGAGCCAAAAAAUAUUAGCUUUUUUUUCAUGCAGAGUUAAUUGCAAAACAUCUGUAAUUAAAUAUCUGUUACAAAUGGUACAACUCACAAAUGAAUUUGAGUGAAUAACUUGCUGAAACAGUUUCACCUAUGCUCUGAGCAAAACGUCUUUAAAUAAUCCUCCCAAGAACUAAGAUUUCUAAGAGCUCUGUGUCAUAUUUCUUAGAUUUCAACAUUUGUUUUUCUUGGAGGCUGGCUGAAGUACUGAGUCACACUGACAUGACCCAAGCAUAAUUAUAGACUGUGUUGUGCUGGAUUUUACUGUAUCAGUUGUGUGUCCUUUACUCUACCGUACAAAGCUUGUGCACCUAGUUCCUCUGAAUUGUACACUUAGUACAGAUAAAACACCUAUCCAAAUCACAUGGAUAUGUUUUCACAA
Messenger RNA from Oncorhynchus masou masou (cherry salmon), 1546 nucleotides. RefSeq names its product DNA-directed RNA polymerases I, II, and III subunit RPABC2. Gene Ontology annotation, biological process: transcription by RNA polymerase II; transcription by RNA polymerase I; tRNA transcription by RNA polymerase III. The coding region runs from base 139 to 522 and encodes 127 amino acids. Gene Ontology annotation, molecular function: DNA binding. Lineage: Eukaryota; Metazoa; Chordata; Actinopteri; Salmoniformes; Salmonidae. The record is from RefSeq and is a predicted model, not a curated record. Gene Ontology annotation, cellular component: RNA polymerase I complex; nucleus; RNA polymerase III complex. The transcript has 5 exons.